This is a messenger RNA of Pyrus x bretschneideri (Chinese white pear), 1158 nucleotides long. RefSeq names its product putative receptor protein kinase ZmPK1. The record is from RefSeq and is a predicted model, not a curated record. The coding region runs from base 1 to 1158 and encodes 385 amino acids. Lineage: Eukaryota; Viridiplantae; Streptophyta; Magnoliopsida; Rosales; Rosaceae. The transcript has a single exon. Gene Ontology annotation, biological process: recognition of pollen.
AUGGGACUUCCCAAGUUUCUUAUUCUGUUUUUGUUUGCUGCCACAGUGGCUUGGAGGCAACAGCAAUUUCCGGGGCUUCCGAGUUUAAGCGAAGGAAGCUCCUUAACAGUUGAGAAGGAAAGCGACUUGUUGGUUUCACCAAAUGGAACUUUCUCAAGUGGAUUUUACAAGGUGGGCACUGAUGCCUAUUGCUAUGCAAUAUGGUUUACCAAUUCCACCAAUAAAACAGUUGCAUGGAUGGCUAACAGAGAUGAGCCUGUUAGCGUACGAGGGUCCAAGCUUACCCUCCACAAAGAUGGGAACCUUGUCUUGACUGAUGGGGUUGGUUCAACUGUAUGGUCAACCAGUACUUUCUCUAAUGCAGGCGUGGAGGCUCGGCUUCUUGAGACCGGAAACUUGGUGCUGAUCAACCAAUCAAAGGGGGUCAUAUGGCAGAGUUUUGACUUUCCGACGGAUACAGUUUUGCAAUCACAAAGAAUUGUCAAGAAAACAAUGUUGGUGUCCAUGAGAAGCCAAGGUACAUAUUUAUCUGGAUACUACAACCUCAAAUUUGAUGACACAAACGUCCUUUAUCUCAUCUAUAAUGGUCCAAUCAUUUCGAGUGUUUACUGGCCGAGUACAGAUGCAACUGUUUUUUAUAGCAAAAGAACACCUUAUAAUAGCUCUAGAAUAGCAAUUUUGAAUGAGGCUGGACAAUUUAGAUCCAAUGACAAUUUGAAUUUCAACGCAUCUGAUUAUGGAGUUGUCCCAAAGCGCCGUUUAACAAUAGAUUAUGAUGGCAUUUUGAGAUUGUACAGUUUAGAUGAAUCAACUGGGCUUUGGGAAAUCUCAUGGUUGUCGAGGAGUGUUAAAGCUUGCCAAGUUGAUGGCUUGUGUGGUGAAUAUGGUAUUUGCAUUUCCAACCCACAUCCUACUUGUACUUGCCCUUACAGUUUCACCAGAAACAAUCCUUCAGACUGGUCUAAAGGCUGCUCACCUUCGUUCAAUUUGUCUACCGAUUCAAGCAAAUUGGAUUUCAUGGAACUUCCUUACACAGAUUACUAUGGAUACGACUUGGGGACGUACAGGUUUGGCAUUUCAUUUGAAGCCUGCAGCAAUUCUUGCCUGAAUGAUACAAGAUGCAGAGGAUUUGGAUAUGCACUGGAUGGACAAGGAUAG